AUGACUGUCGCGCCGUGGGAGGAAGAGUCCGGAGCAAAGGGAGGGGAGGGCGAGCGAGGUGUGUGCGCAGCCCAGCAACUCAUUCGCAGCACCACAAGUGAAAAAAUAGCCUACAGGAAGGCCAAUCGCGGGGACGGCCCUGAAUUUGACGACCCGAUGGAGGGGUGUGGUCUUCUCGUUGCCCGGGGUGCUCUGCCGCUCGUCCAGUGUCACUCCAAUGACCGGCCAGCGCUCGAUGAUAGCAAGCACUACAACUGCCUCGAAGACUUGGCUCCGGCUUUGAUUCUCGACUAUCCGAGGCGGACGGGAGCGCUGGAACGGACUAUGGUUUGCGGGAGACGGAGGACAGGCCUCUUUGCAACGUCUCUCCCAAGUUGCACAGUCGAAAUGCCAGGGUCUGUGACUGUCAAGAACGUGUGCGAGUCUGGAGAAGCAUGGGACCCAAGGAGGACAGGGAAUUUCUUUGCUGUCGUCACUUCUCCCUGUCAAACUGUAUCGAAAUCGCCUAAAAAUGGGUGGAGGACAGAGAUUGCCGGCUUCCUCAAGCUCCACCGCGUGGCAGCAAGGACCGUCGAAAGGACUCAGCUAAAGUCUGCUGGACCGACGUCGAGCCAGUUCGUCUCGUUCCAGGAAGCUUCUGUUGGCUGUGGUUCAUCCGCAGCACCGGCGUCAAACCAGGGAAACCCCUUCGACAUAGCAUUUGACCGCAAAGUUGGGAACUGGGCGGUCCCCUGGGGCUCUGGUGUUGGUGCUUUUCGUUGGCGCCGGUGCCAAUCGUCGCCGCUUCGGGUCAGAGCGCCAGAAGCACUCAGGCCCAACUGUGGAGAAGCCCUUGUCUUUCGUUUCUUCCCGUCCGCGACCGUUGCAAUGGAUUUUCCCUCGAACGGGGGUCAAGAGCCUGGCAAGGCCUGCUGGGGUGUUGCGAAUCCGUGGACGCCGCGCCCACAAGGAAGCUCUUCACAGCACAAAACAGCAGAGCUGCUUUGCUUGUGCGAGUGUCCGACCAAGGGCUUUUUCUGCGUUGUGCCCCGAUGGCAGUGUUUUCUUCUUCGAUGGGCCGGCUGCCUUGGGCUGCGCUGUGCUGCUAAAAUCUGGCUGGUGGAGGGAGUCUCCGUGUGCGCGGGAGAUCCACCUGCGGGGCCGAACCAGGCGGGGGUGUCACUCAACGAUGACGGAGCGUUGCUAUCUGGUGCGUUGUGCCCUUUUCGGCUGGGAUUUUUCGACUUCUCCAUCAAAUGCCUGGAUUUACUGCCCGACCUUGUGGCUGGGUUUGGCCUUUGGGUAUCAACAGCGAAGCGGGCUGACGAACGACACCACGAGCAUCCAAUCUCCCUAGUCUGGUGCGCGCCCCAUGAGGUGGUCGAGGUGGUUGACGACUCGGAGCUUGCGCGAACCAAACAUCAGGAGACGUUUCCUGUACUUUCAAAAGUUUCGUUGUCAUCCUGGGUAGCAACUAACCCCAUCGCCCUUCGGCACCGCAUCGCCAACGCACUUGCGCCGGAAAGCCCAAUCAUGGGCCCGACCCACCCGGUCAGGAAUGCAGAUUCAUGCAGUCCGGGCCCGCUCGCUUUUCUCAUAGGGCGGGGCCGGGACGGCAAUGGGAGUCAUCGCUCCAUCUCGGACUUGAAUGGCUGCUGUCCUGUUGCCCGUCUAGAUCUGUCUCCCCGCGUCUUGCUGUCUGUAGGGUAUGCGUCUGAUAGAGCUGCGUACGGAUAUCUUGGGCGUCACCGCGGUACACGGACUCGAGAUCGACAUCAUGUUGUUGUUGUGGUCAAGUCACUGGAGUUUGUUCUCAAUCGUUGUUCUCGCCUCUUGGAUUUGUGUCUCGAAGUCGAAGGUGGUCUCGAACUCCGCACUAUCAGCUCCGAUAGGACCGUCCACAUCAGCCAGAUGAUGUACUUCAAAUUCUCCAAUUGUACUUACUCCAAGUCUGAAUCGUCCAAAGGCAAGGUGACAUGA
Molecule: messenger RNA, 1959 nt
Organism: Colletotrichum lupini
Lineage: Eukaryota; Fungi; Ascomycota; Sordariomycetes; Glomerellales; Glomerellaceae
Exons: 13
Coding region: 1-1959 (652 amino acids)
Source: RefSeq, a predicted model, not a curated record